This is a messenger RNA of Pteropus alecto (black flying fox), 2288 nucleotides long. Its product is annotated as 60S ribosomal protein L37a-like. The record is from RefSeq and is a predicted model, not a curated record. The annotation marks the transcript as partial. Gene Ontology annotation, cellular component: ribosome. Gene Ontology annotation, biological process: translation. The transcript has a single exon. Gene Ontology annotation, molecular function: structural constituent of ribosome. Lineage: Eukaryota; Metazoa; Chordata; Mammalia; Chiroptera; Pteropodidae.
AUUGGGAAAAAACCAAUAAGACAUGAAAUAUCAAGAAAAUUAGACUCUUGCCUAAUAAUAAUAAAAACCGGCUCUCUGUAUUCCAACCGAGUUUGUGGCGACGUGGCUAAAUACAUCAAGAAGGUCGUAAUCAUUGGUAAAUACAAGACCCAUUAUGGCACCUCCCUCAGGAAAAUAGUGAAGAGAAUAGAAAUCAGCCAGCAUGUCAAAUACACUUGCUCCUGUGGCAAAACCAAGAUGAAGAGACAAGCUGUGGGGAUCUGUCACUGUAGUUCCUGCAUGAAAAUGGUAGCUGGUGGUGCCUGGACCUACACCACCAUUUCUGCCCUAACAGUAAAGUCUGCCAUCAGAAGACUGAAGGAAUUCAAAGACUGGUAGAAGCUCCACAAUUUGAAACACUGCUAGCCUAUAAUAAAUGAGUUAAUUUGUGUAAAAAUAAAUAAAUAAAUAAAUAAAUAAAAACCAUUAAGUCUCCUAGUAAGCAUGGAUUAAGAAUAUAAAGACAUGAGGUUUAUUUCAGGGCACUUGUUAAUGCCAUCUUCAAAAGGGAGAUGCCCUUGGAGUAGGGCACAGUUUAUCUCUACAAAGUAUAUCUCAGAGGAAAAUUUCUCUGGCACCCAGCAAUGAUGCCUCUGCCCUCUCCCAGGCAGAUGACAGCAAGAGAAAUCAAAGGGGCAAGCAGCAAUCCAGAGAAGGCUGUCUUUCACUCUAUGCCCAUGAAGUGAUGGCAGGGAUCUAAGUCCUUAGAUUCACAUUUUACACUUUAUCUUUUCACUCAGCAUACAAGUUAACCAAGUGACAAAAGUUCAAGAAAUAUGUAUGAAACAGAUUUAGAGAUGCACGAUUUAACUGAGAAAGCAUUUUCAGCAGACAAAAGUCUCAACAUAUUCAUUAAGUUUUGUGGUAAACUGGAAGUAACUAAAAUUUGCAGAGAACAUCAAAUGUAGAGUCCUCCUUAAACCAAACUUCAUUCCUGAAACGCUGAAGAAGGAAAUAUUGCUCGAGCUUUAUAUCAAGUUUUACUAAAGUUAGUGGUUAAUUUUAGAUUUUAUAUGGUGUAUUUUUAUACAGAAAAUUUAGUUCACAAUUCUGGAAUUAUGCAAAAAGUUAUAUUUAAAUCCGUUCAAAAUCUAAUCUCUUUGCCUGGGAUUAAGUUUUCUUCCUAAAAAGAAUUAAAAGAAACACAGUGUAUUUUACCAUAAAAGGAAAACAAAUUGAAAUGUGUUCCAACUCAUUUAAUUUCCUCAAAUCACCUUAAAACUGAGAGAGUCAACAACCAAAUUGUCUCUUAUGGAUUCACACACAUAAACUGCAAAAACAAACAAACAAACAAAAAAAACACCUCAAUAAAUUAAAAAUAUAGAAGUGAAUCGUUUGCUUUCUAAUUUUUAAAAUAAAGGUGAAUUUAUUCUAUAUGAGUACAGUAAAUAAUGAAAGCUAGCUAUUUAAUAUUUGCUUUUUAAGAGACUGGAAACAAGAAUAUGAAGUCUCACUGCUCACAAAUAUGCACUUCAUGUUCAAGAUCAUAAAUCAGUUCAAGAUGCCUAUAUAUGAAAAUAAUGGUAAAAAAGUUUGUAUGUGCUUGACAAAAAAUAAUCCAAGUGUUUCAAAAGCUCAUUUGUGUAAGAUUUUUGCUAAAAUUGCCUUGCUUGCCAUAAUACUUAUUAAACAUAACAGUUUCUAUAAUGGCAACCUGUUAUAAAAUAAUGAAAAUUUCCCUUCUGAUAACAAAUUCAACCAAAGAUAACCCUUACUAUGCCAACUCUAUCCAAAUUUAAAAGCCAAACAUAUUUGAAAAAAUGAGAUAAAACUAGUAUCUUCAUUAAGCAACUUGAUACUGAAACUCAGAAACCAAACAGAUUCAGAUAAUGGGCUUCAUUCCUAGCUAAAUUUAUAGUCUCAACUUUCACUGUUUGCACUUAGGGACCAAAUGGAUUCAGAUGUCUAGAAAUAUCUGCCUUUUUUUUUUUUUUCUGCUCCUUGGUUCAUUUUUUGUUCACAAGUACAGGAUUUUAUACUCACUCCUCUCCUCACCCAUGUACUGCAUUUAGCAUUUUCCAACGUCAUUACAUAGUUCUCGUAAACAUUUCACUGGCUAAUUUCCCUAUUGAGAGGAUUGUUGUAAUUUACAUAUAAAUUCUGACUGUUUAUUUGGUCCAUUUUCUCCCAGUAACUGUGACUCGAUAAAGGCCUCCAAAUAUCAUUUUCUUUACUUAAACAUUCUGUGUUACAACUACAGCUAAAUAUUUUACAUAUUUUAUAAUAUUUUAAAUGAUUCCAGAACUGUU